Didymosphaeria variabile is the source of this 1461-nucleotide messenger RNA. RefSeq lists its product as uncharacterized. The record is from RefSeq and is a predicted model, not a curated record. Bases 1 to 1461 code for a protein of 486 amino acids. Gene Ontology annotation, biological process: amino acid transmembrane transport. The transcript has 3 exons. Lineage: Eukaryota; Fungi; Ascomycota; Dothideomycetes; Pleosporales; Didymosphaeriaceae. Gene Ontology annotation, cellular component: vacuolar membrane. Gene Ontology annotation, molecular function: amino acid transmembrane transporter activity.
AUGGGCGUGCUCAAAGCCCUCCGUAAGAAAGAUGGACGGGAGUCACCAACGGCGGCGCCCGCCUACGAGCCAUCGGCGGACCCUUUGAGCGGCGAAAAAGACGAAGAGUACGGCCAUCAGCAAGCGAUCCAGACGGGAUGGACAGGAGACCCUCACGCCGGAGUCAAUGAAUAUCCAUCGGCGGAGAACUACCGAACGCUUGGGAGAUGGAGAGCUUGUGUGAUCUUGAUCACAAUUGAGGUCGGUAUUGGUGUUCUCAGUCUUCCAUCUGCUCUCGAAACUCUCGGUCUCAUUCCCGGCAUUAUAGCCAUAUUCGGGUUCGGAGGAUUGACGACGUAUUGCGGAUACAUCAUGGUUCAAUUUUACCGAAGGUAUCCUAUGGUUACGAACCUGGUCGAUUGCGCGCUGUAUAUUGGAGGAACGCCGUUCGAGUACUUCCUCGGUGUUGGGUUCAUCCUCAACCUGGUCCUCAUCUGCGCCUCCGCGAAUAUUACGAUGUCGGUUGCUUUGAACACCUUGUCUGGACAUGCACUUUGCACCGUGGCGUUUAUGGCGUUUCCGCAUAUCGCCUGCUGGCUGCUCUGUAUCCCUAGAAAGCUAACAUUCGCCGCGGCCAUGUCGUGGAUCUGUACGAUCUCUAUCGUCGCCGCCGUUCUCAUUGUCAUGAUUGCUCUCGGUGUGGCAGGUCCUAAGGCACCUCCCGGUUUUAAUGUACACAUCACGCUAGUUGGCAAACCCACCUUCGUCGAAACCGUCAACGCUCUUCUCAACAUCGCCUUCGCCUUCGCUGGGAACCAGUCAUUUAUGAGCGUCAUGGCAGAAAUGCGCCACCCAGAGAAAGAGUUUCCGCCCGCGCUCUUCAUGCAGAAGUCUUUCGAAGUCGUCGUAUAUGUGGUCGUAGCGUGCGUCAUCUACGGACUCGCAGGCGAAGCCGUGACUUCCCCAGCAUUGGGCUCCGCACCCACUAUCCCCGCGAAGGUCGCCUACGGAAUCCUCAUCCCAUCCGUCCUCGGAACCGGUCUCAUCAUUGGCAUCACCGCCAUAAAAUACAUGUACAUCGCCUUCAUGCGGCGCUUUAAGCCCGACCAAGUAAACGUCCACAAUACGUUCACCUGGUCCCUCUGGGUCGGCAUCGGCACGCUUUUCUGGGCUGUCACCUUCGUCGUGUCGAACGCCAUCCCCAUCUUCAGCUCCAUCCUCAAUAUCAGCUCCGCCAUCUUCAUUUCGUGGUUUACGUUUGGGCUCACGAGCUUAUUUUGGUUGCAUCUGAACUGGAAAGUGCAAUUUUCUACCCGAAAGAAGAGUGCACUGGCAUGCGUGAACUACGGAAUUCUGGGACUGACGUUGUUUUUAAAUGUGGGUGGGUUAUAUACGAGUUUGAAGGCGUUGAUUGAUGUUUUCAAUGAUCCAAAUAGUACGUUGAAUGGACCAUUCACGUGCGCGGACAAUAGCAUUUUCUAG